CUGCCAAGAAAGUGUUAAGGGACUAAAGUUUGGCUGGUUAUAUAAUUGAAGUGAUAGACCACUUACUUUUUCAAGCCUCCGCAUAGAAGACCUGCUCGACAGCCCUGAUCCUCGCUACAUUGACCUCCUUUACCCUAACAGCUCAUACAGAAUGCCUGGAUCAGCCCAAGCCAACGGCGAGGCCACGUGGCCCAAAGAUGUGGGCGUCAUCGCCCUGGAGAUCUACUUCCCCUCACAGUACGUGGACCAGGCCGAGCUGGAGCAGUUUGACGGCGUGUCGGCCGGCAAGUACACGGUGGGCCUGGGCCAGGCGCGUAUGGGCUUCUGCUCGGACCGCGAGGACAUCAACUCCCUCUGCCUGACGGUGGUCCAGCGGCUGAUGGAAAGGAAUGGCCUCUCCUACGACCAGGUGGGCCGUCUGGAGGUGGGCACUGAGACCAUCAUCGACAAGUCCAAGUCGGUGAAGACGGUGGUGAUGCAGCUGUUCGAGGAAUCGGGCAACACGGACGUGGAGGGGAUUGACACGACCAACGCUUGCUAUGGGGGCACCGCCGCCCUCUUCAACGCCGUCAACUGGGUGGAGUCUAGCUCCUGGGACGGUCGUUAUGCCCUGGUGGUGGCAGGAGACAUUGCAGUUUACGCCACAGGAAGUGCCCGGCCGACAGGGGGCGCCGGUGCGAUAGCCAUGUUGGUAGGGCCCAACGCCCCACUGGCUUUUGACAGAGGUCUGCGGGGUACACACAUGCAGCACGCCUACGACUUCUACAAGCCAGAUAUGGCGUCAGAAUAUCCUGUGGUGGACGGAAAGCUGUCUAUCGAGUGCUACCUCAGCGCCUUAGAUCGCUGUUACUCUGUCUAUCGCAACAAGAUCCAUGCACAGUGGCAAAGAGAGGGUGUGGACAAGCGUUUCAGCCUGGAGGACUUUGGCUACAUGGUGUUCCACUCUCCCUACUGCAAGCUGGUGCAGAAGUCCUUAGCCCGUCUGGUGCUCAGUGACUUCCUCAGCCACCCCAGGCCCAACACAGAGACUGGACCGUUCAGUGGCCUGGAGGCUUUCAGGGAGGUGAAGCCGGAGGAGACCUACUUCAACAGGGAUGUGGAGAAGGCCUUCAUGAAGGCCAGCACAGAGAUGUUUGAUCAAAAGACCAAGGCUUCCCUCCUCGUCUCCAACCAGAACGGCAACAUGUACACCCCCUCUGUCUACGGCUGCCUUGCUUCUGUCAUCGCACAACACACACCUCAGCACCUGGCGGGCCAGAGAAUCGGCCUGUUCUCCUACGGCUCAGGGUUUGCCGCCACACUCUAUUCCCUCCGAGUCUCCCAGGACGCCACGCCUGGCUCUGGAUUGGAUAAGAUCUGUGCCAGCCUGUGUGACCUCAAGGCCAGACUGGACUCCAGGAGAAAGGUGUCACCUGCCAUGUUCGCUGAAAACAUGCAGCUGAGGGAAGAGACCCACCACCUAGCACCGUACGUGCCCCAGGGCGCUGUGGAGGAGCUGUUCCAUGGGACGUGGUAUUUGACCCGGGUGGACGAAAAGCACCGUCGAGAGUACUCCAGAUGCUCCCUGAACGACGACUUGCCCCUGGAGGCUGGCCUGGUCAACUCCACCACAGCCACUGAGCAGCACAUCCCAAGCCCAGUGAAGAAGAUGCCCCGCCUCCCCGCCUCCACAGCUGGUCCUGAGGCGGUCACCGUUAGCAAUGGGGAUCAUUAAGCUAAGCUUACCUCUGUGAGGUACAGGUAGACAUGGAGGACGAUCAACAAAGGACAUUGGAAACACAAUUAUAAUGCUAGCAGAGAGGACCUUCUCCUCAGAGAUAUGUUUUCUAACAUAUUGCUGAAUGCUGCGUAAAACCAAGCUAUUUAACUAUCACAUCGUAGAAUUUAUCUUCAACCAUCAUUGCUCUCUAAUAUGUAACGGAGUAAUAUUAUAUGAAAUGUGUGUGUUCCAUUGGAUGCAUGGAAAGGAAAGGUGUUUGUCAAGGUAGCAGACAUUCCUGAAACUAAAAUCCUCAAGAUUCCACAUAAUUCCUGAGCCAGGGUGAAAGAUUUGAUCAGAUUUCAGCUAUUAAGAUUAUGUUUUGCAUAAGUUUGCAUUUCCCUUUUUCAAAAAGAAUAAACUAAAGUAUUUAUAGCCCAACAAAUUCAACAAGCUAUUUUUAUUUAAUUUUGGACCAAUUCUUUGUUCAAAAUAUGUUUUUAUCUUAUCAUGGCGCAAACUUAACAGUGAAAAAAAAAAAAAUCAUAGUACAUUUAUUUGAUCCGGGUAUUGAACAAAAACAAUGUUGGAGAAGAAAAGUAGAAGGGAUGAAAAAUAGAAGCUCCAUUUUAAGUCAACUAUUAUGUUCACUCUUAGCACCAAGAGGAAAUGGAAGCUUGAGGAACAUGACUGCCUGCAGGCCUUUGGGGAUAAAAAGGGAAGUGAGGCCUCUUAACGCUGUUUGUUUAUCAAAUGCUGCUGCUACCGUUGCAACUUGCUGUAAUGACUUGAGCUGUACAAAGGAGCUACACCCCUACUACACCCCUACUAUACCUUAAGAUUGACCGCUUUCAGAAUACUUCCGUUUGCUAUAUAGGGGAAACAUAAUAAUUAGGUGGGCGCUUAUAUUUAUCCUAUUUCACACGUGUAAAUUGGAAAUGAGUUUUUUGCAUAUCCCAACUCCCCCCUGAGAUACCCUCGAGAGUGGGGUCACGGCCAGGGAUCAGACGUUAUUGACAGUAACCCUGGAGCAAUUAGGGUUAAGUACCUUGCUCAAGGGCACAUCAACAGAUGUUUCACCUACUCGGCUGGGGUAUUCGAACCAGCGACCUUUCAGUUACUUGCCCAAUAUUCUUAACCGCUAGACUACUAAUAGUCAGAAUUUGUUUUCUCUUAGGACUCUUUGUUAUACCACCAUGAACAAAUAUCAGGGAAGAGGGACUGAACGGUCUGAGUUACAUUUAAGUAAUUUAGCAGAUGCUCUUAUCCAGAGACACUUACAGUAGUGAGUGCAUACAUGUUCAUAUUGUUUUGUACAAGUCCCCCGUGGAAAUCGAAACCCACAACCCUGGUGUUGCAAGCUCUUUGCCCUACCAACUGAGCAACAAUUCAACAACAUGUUUAAAUCAUGUGAUCAAUGUUUCCCACGGCGGUGAUUGCACUACAGACUAAAACGGUGAAAUGCCUCAAUUGAGCAUGCUGUUUUAUAAGAGCUUUUAUUCUCACCAGGCUCUGAUAAUCUAUACAAUAUGUAAAAUAACAUUUUGUUUGAGUUCUUGUUUGUCCUUAAAUAUCUUUUGGGAAAACAUUUCAGCAGAUAAAUCUAUUUCCUGGAAUUACGUAAAUUGACAUGGUCAAUCUAGUCUCAGUGCAGAAACUUUUAAAUCAGUUUUAAAAGACAUAUGUCCAACAAGUUAUUGUUUUAAUGUAGUGUGCAGAAGAAAGUCAUGUUCUGUGUCUCUACAACGUGUCUUUGCUUACUAGACUUAAGGGACCAGAUGCUGUCCUGAAAGGGUUGCUUUCUCCGAGGUCUCAAACGUUUUUUUGUUGUUGUUGUCUUUUAACACUGACAGGGAUAGGACUAGUUAUAGACUGUAAAGAAACCAAAUCUUGACACAGGCAGAAAAUGCUCAGGCAGAAAUACCUGCAAACAUCAGCCUUAAAGGGAACAGAGUUCGGGGGCAUACUUAUUUUUUCUUUCACAUAAAUGUUUUGCAUUUCCUCUGCAACGUUGUGCGACAGAGUUGCACACGUGGCUCACUUAUAGUCCAUUUCCAAUCUCUCAAGUUUGAGAAGCCUUACAAUAAGCAUGUACUAAAUGUAGAAAAUAGCUAUACUCAUAAUAAUGUACAGAUAUUUUAAUUUUAAACAGCCAAGAUAAGUUGCCUCUAUGUUUAUAUCUGUGAAUGGCUGAUGUUUACAUUAUGUUUCUCUGAGAUCAGAUAAUUAAAAAAUAUAAUUGGUGAGUAAUGUAUAGUACUAAGAUUAUUUAUAUUUGUAGAUAUAAAUAAAUUGGCGUCUAAUCAAGUGUCUCUUUUAUAGCAACGAUCUGUAUAGAGAUGAUGUAAUAACAAGGUAGAGAUGUAUUAAGAGAUGAACUGAAUAAUAAAUAUCCGUUCAUUUAAA
Salvelinus namaycush (lake trout) is the source of this 4105-nucleotide messenger RNA. RefSeq names its product 3-hydroxy-3-methylglutaryl-CoA synthase 1 (soluble) (gene hmgcs1). NCBI's taxonomy places the organism in Eukaryota, Metazoa, Chordata, Actinopteri, Salmoniformes, Salmonidae. The record is from RefSeq and is a predicted model, not a curated record. The transcript has 11 exons. Gene Ontology annotation, biological process: acetyl-CoA metabolic process. Bases 152 to 1714 code for a protein of 520 amino acids. Gene Ontology annotation, molecular function: hydroxymethylglutaryl-CoA synthase activity.